AUGGGCGGAGGCAAACGCGUACUUCCAUUCGCAAAUCUACCCAGUGUCAACAACAUCGACAACUUCACCAACAGUCUUCAAUCACUAAUAUACGACUACUUCGCUUCAAACUAUGGCACGUUGGAAACAAAAACAAUUUCAUCUGUUGAUCGGAACAAGUCAAUCAACAAAUUAAAGAAGGAGCUGAAACAACUCAAAGUCCAAGGCCGAAACAACCACAACUACCACCUGCAAAUCAAAGCGCUUAGUAAAGAAAUAAGAUCAAAGCUAUCGGCUUUGAAAGCGCAAAAAAAAUAUAAAAAGAACUCAGAUAUUACCAAUCAAUUGCAACAAAAAUUUUGCCCUACUUGUAAAAAACUGUUUAACCCAUCAAAUAGUUCGCUACCUCUGUUCAACGUUACUGAAUGUGAAAAAUUCUUCAAAAAUAUUUUAAAUAAUCAGCACACCAAAAAGUUUCGUCUGCCAAAUUGGAUCCACACUCCGCCGGAUCCAUCAUUUCCAUACUCUGUUGACCCCCCAACAUACAACGAAAUUUCAUCAAUCAUUCGCAAAUGCAAGUCAAGAGCAUCUCCCUGCCCCUUAGAUCAAAUAUCAAUAAUAAUUCUCAAAAAAUGUCCAAUAAUUCGCACAAUUUCGCACCAAUUGCUGGUAGAAUGCUGGAAAUCAUCAGUUACUGACCAUACAAGUGUGAGUUUUUGCCGCGCGACGGAAUCUUUUCUCAGUUCGAAUACCAGCAAACACCGCUCGCUUCCUCACAAACGUUUAUCUCUGGGUCGAAAGUGCUUUCGCGCCCUGCUUGCCAGAGCGCGAAAAAACUUCACACAAGAAUUCCAAAAAUGUACAACACUAGAUUUUUUAGUUAAAUUUGAUCCUCUCACGAGAGUUUCGCCCGAAACUGUUUUGUAG
Molecule: messenger RNA, 906 nt
Organism: Helobdella robusta
Lineage: Eukaryota; Metazoa; Annelida; Clitellata; Rhynchobdellida; Glossiphoniidae
Exons: 3
Coding region: 1-906 (301 amino acids)
Source: RefSeq, a predicted model, not a curated record